AUUGCGGGGAGAGCCGGGUUGGCCACGUCUGGGGCCGUAACCCACCACCCCCGACUCCCGCCAGCUCAGGGCUGUGCCGGAUGCAAGCCCGCUCGAGGGAACAGUAGCCGGGCGGCUGCCCUCUGGGAGGAUCUGGCAACUGCCUUUAAGGAAAGUGCUUCACCAUCAAGCGGCGCUCACUCCCACCCCUCUCCCCUCUUUCUAGGCACCGCGCGUCUUUUUCGGCGAAGUAACUUUUUAUACCCGCCUCCCCCUAGUCCUGGGGACCAGAGGCGGUGCCGAGCCUGGGGGCGGUUCCUUGGCAGCGUUGAUUCUUGUCAGAGCCAGACUUUUGCUCCUGGGUUGGGUUUGCAUCAUCCCCAUUACACCCUCGGGAAAGAGGAGCCAGCCCCCUUUCAAGCCUUAGCUUCCGGCUCCAAGCCGACCCCCUCCCCCUCCCUGUCCCCUUCCCCUUCUCCCAUCCCUCUCUCGGCCACAGCGUCUUGUUAGUCCUCUCCCUCUACUCCGCAAUAUUUUCUUUCUUUCUCCCUCCUCUCCUCCAUUUGUUGUUUGAUGUUUCCCACUCUUUGAGGAAGGAUGGUUGAUUUGGAGAGCGAAGUGCCCCCUCUGCCUCCCAGGUACAGGUUUCGAGAUUUGCUGCUAGGGGACCAAGGAUGGCAAAACGACGACAGGGUACAAGUUGAAUUCUAUAUGAAUGAAAAUACAUUUAAAGAAAGACUAAAAUUAUUUUUCAUAAAAAACCAGAGAUCAAGUCUAAGGAUACGCCUGUUCAAUUUUUCUCUCAAAUUACUAAGCUGCUUAUUAUACAUAAUCCGAGUACUACUAGAAAACCCUUCACAAGGAAAUGAAUGGUCUCAUAUCUUUUGGGUGAACAGAAGUCUACCUUUGUGGGGCUUACAGGUUUCAGUGGCAUUGAUAAGUCUGUUUGAAACAAUAUUACUUGGUUAUCUUAGUUAUAAGGGAAACAUCUGGGAACAGAUUUUACGAAUACCUUUCAUCUUGGAAAUAAUUAAUGCAGUUCCCUUCAUUAUCUCAAUAUUCUGGCCUUCCUUAAGGAAUCUAUUUGUCCCAGUCUUUCUGAACUGUUGGCUUGCCAAACAUGCCUUGGAAAAUAUGAUUAAUGAUCUACACAGAGCCAUUCAGCGUACACAGUCUGCAAUGUUUAAUCAAGUUUUGAUUUUAAUAUCUACAUUACUAUGCCUUAUCUUCACCUGCAUUUGUGGGAUCCAACAUCUGGAACGAAUAGGAAAGAAGCUGAAUCUCUUUGACUCCCUUUAUUUCUGCAUUGUGACGUUUUCUACUGUGGGCUUCGGGGAUGUCACUCCUGAAACAUGGUCCUCCAAGCUUUUUGUAGUUGCUAUGAUUUGUGUUGCUCUUGUGGUUCUACCCAUACAGUUUGAACAGCUGGCUUAUUUGUGGAUGGAGAGACAAAAGUCAGGAGGAAACUAUAGUCGACAUAGAGCUCAAACUGAAAAGCAUGUCGUCCUGUGUGUCAGCUCACUGAAGAUUGAUUUACUUAUGGAUUUUUUAAAUGAAUUCUAUGCUCAUCCUAGGCUCCAGGAUUAUUAUGUGGUGAUUUUGUGUCCUACUGAAAUGGAUGUACAGGUUCGAAGGGUACUGCAGAUUCCAAUGUGGUCCCAACGAGUUAUCUACCUUCAAGGUUCAGCCCUUAAAGAUCAAGACCUAUUGAGAGCAAAGAUGGAUGACGCUGAGGCCUGUUUUAUUCUCAGUAGCCGUUGUGAAGUGGAUAGGACAUCAUCUGAUCACCAAACAAUUUUGAGAGCAUGGGCUGUGAAAGAUUUUGCUCCAAAUUGUCCUUUGUAUGUCCAGAUAUUAAAGCCUGAAAAUAAAUUUCACAUCAAAUUUGCUGAUCAUGUUGUUUGUGAAGAAGAGUUUAAAUACGCCAUGUUAGCUUUAAACUGUAUAUGCCCAGCAACAUCUACACUUAUUACACUACUGGUUCAUACCUCUAGAGGGCAAGAAGGCCAGCAAUCGCCAGAACAAUGGCAGAAGAUGUACGGUAGAUGCUCCGGGAAUGAAGUCUACCACAUUGUUUUGGAAGAAAGUACAUUUUUUGCUGAAUAUGAAGGAAAGAGUUUUACAUAUGCUUCUUUCCAUGCACACAAAAAGUUUGGCGUCUGCUUGAUUGGUGUUAGGAGGGAGGAUAAUAAAAACAUUUUGCUGAAUCCAGGUCCUCGAUACAUUAUGAAUUCUACAGACAUAUGUUUUUAUAUUAAUAUCACCAAAGAAGAGAAUUCAGCAUUUAAAAACCAAGACCAGCAGAGAAAAAGCAAUGUGUCCAGGUCAUUUUAUCAUGGACCUUCCAGAUUACCUGUACAUAGCAUAAUUGCCAGCAUGGGUACUGUGGCUAUAGACUUGCAAGAUACAAGCUGUAGGUCAGCAAGUGGCCCUACCCUGUCUCUUCCUACAGAGGGAAGCAAAGAAAUAAGAAGACCUAGCAUUGCUCCUGUUUUAGAGGUUGCAGAUACAUCAUCGAUUCAAACAUGUGAUCUUCUAAGUGACCAAUCAGAAGAUGAAACUACACCAGAUGAAGAAAUGUCUUCAAACUUAGAGUAUGCUAAAGGUUACCCACCUUAUUCUCCAUAUAUAGGAAGUUCACCCACUUUUUGUCAUCUCCUUCAUGAAAAAGUACCAUUUUGCUGCUUAAGAUUAGACAAGAGCUGCCAGCAUAACUACUAUGAGGAUGCAAAAGCCUAUGGAUUCAAAAAUAAACUAAUUAUAGUUGCAGCUGAAACAGCUGGAAAUGGAUUAUAUAACUUUAUUGUUCCUCUCAGGGCAUAUUAUAGACCAAAGAAAGAACUUAAUCCCAUAGUACUGCUAUUGGAUAACCCCCUAGAUGACUUACUCAGGUGUGGAGUGACCUUUGCUGCUAAUAUGGUGGUUGUGGAUAAAGAGAGCACCAUGAGUGCCGAGGAAGACUACAUGGCAGAUGCCAAAACCAUUGUGAACGUGCAGACACUCUUCAGGUUGUUUUCCAGUCUCAGUAUUAUCACAGAGCUAACUCACCCCGCCAACAUGAGAUUCAUGCAAUUCAGAGCCAAAGACUGUUACUCUCUUGCUCUUUCAAAACUGGAAAAGAAAGAACGGGAGAGAGGCUCUAACUUGGCCUUUAUGUUUCGACUGCCUUUUGCUGCUGGGAGGGUGUUUAGCAUCAGUAUGUUGGACACUCUGCUAUAUCAGUCAUUUGUGAAGGAUUAUAUGAUUUCUAUCACGAGACUUCUGUUGGGACUGGACACUACACCAGGAUCUGGGUUUCUUUGUUCUAUGAAAAUCACUGCAGAUGACUUAUGGAUCAGAACUUAUGCCAGACUUUAUCAGAAGUUGUGUUCUUCUACUGGAGAUGUUCCCAUUGGAAUCUACAGGACUGAGUCUCAGAAACUUACUACAUCUGAGUCUCAAAUAUCUAUCAGUGUAGAAGAGUGGGAAGACACCAAAGACUCCAAAGAACAAGGGCACCACCGCAGCAACCACCGCAACUCAACAUCCAGUGACCAGUCGGACCAUCCCUUGCUGCGGAGAAAAAGCAUGCAGUGGGCCCGAAGACUGAGCAGAAAAGGCCCAAAACACUCUGGUAAAACAGCUGAAAAAAUAACCCAGCAGCGACUGAACCUCUACAGGAGGUCAGAAAGACAAGAGCUUGCUGAACUUGUGAAAAAUAGAAUGAAACACUUGGGUCUUUCUACAGUGGGAUAUGAUGAAAUGAAUGAUCAUCAAAGUACCCUCUCCUACAUCCUGAUUAACCCAUCUCCAGAUACCAGAAUAGAGCUGAAUGAUGUUGUAUACUUAAUUCGACCAGAUCCACUGGCCUACCUUCCAAACAGUGAGCCCAGUCGAAGAAACAGCAUCUGCAAUGUCACUGGUCAAGAUUCUCGGGAGGAAACUCAACUUUGAUAAAAAUAAAAUGAGAAACUUUUUCCUACAAGGACCUUGCUUGAAACCACGAAAGUUUUGCUGGCACGAAAGAAACUAGAUGGAAAUAUAUGUAAUUCUCUCAUAUUUAAAAACGUAAUCUCUUCUCUUAGAAGUAUAGAUCAUUUUGAAACUUAAUGUACUACUUACUGGUACUCUCCCUAUUAAUGUUUGAAGGACAUCAAUGGAAUAAAUUUGAAAAGCUAUAUUAAAAUACAAAAAUUUAAAUCUGACAUUUAAUCCUUUUAUAAUAAUCCAAACUCUAUGAAAGCAAUUUUAAAAAUUGUUAAGGUUUUAUGAAGUUGACAAAAUCUAACUAUAUUUGGUGCAUCACAAUGGACACAGAAUGCUGCUGCUCCUCUUAAAAAUUAAAUGUGUCAUAUUAUAUUCUUUAAACUUACUGUUUUACAAGAUUGAGCUCAUCGUAAAUGUCUAGUCUUCUCUACAUAGAGAUUAACCAACAAACUUGUGUGGCUGACUUUUGUGUAAGAAUCAUAGUUUGCUUUAGAAUACAAAUCUUUAAGUCAUUUUAACUUUUUUUCCUCUGCCUUACGAUAUAAAAAUACUUAUCUUAGAAUUUGAGAUGUUCAUAGCAUGUUUUAUUACACUGAAGAAACUAAAACAUAAAUGAAAAGAAACACUAGGUUCCUGCACUUUUUGGUAACUUUACGUCUAGCAAAUAUUUUAUGCCAAGAAAAGCAUACUAUAAAGCAAAUAUCUAUUAUUCUCCUAAAUGAAUGCCUAGCAUAGAGAAAAUACUUAAUACACAUUUGUUGACUUAAAUUUAAUUCAAGGAUUGAAAAAUUAACUAGAUAUCUUGAAAUAUACAGUAAUGAUUGUCCUUAGACUCUUGAGCUUUACCAUUUUUCAUAUUCAUAUAUCUUUAUAGUAAAUUUCAUUAGAAAAAUUCUUUUAAAAUUGACAGAAGAUAAUUUAUACCUUUUAUGGACUCUGAAGACACUUCAAAACAUUAAAAGUCCUUAUGUCUUUGGUAAUGAAACAAUAACACUCAAUGAAGGGUGUAUUAAAAUUUUUGGCUUAAUUUUGAAAUCGUAUAUAUGAACUGUACUUUAACAUUAUGAGAGAAAAGCAUAAACAAAAAUAGGUAAUUCUUGGCUUUUAACAUUAAUGCAAAUCAUGCAGAAUUUGAGUUAUAAAUUUAAAUAUAAAUUGACCAUUGAUGAUAUCCAGUUUUUCAUUUUUUACCUGUAUUGCAUUUUCCCCCUAGAGAAAUAGAUCAAAAGUGCACAAGAGUAUGCGUACAUAGUUUACCAGGUAGUAGAAGUGUGUUAAAAUGUUCCUAUAAAAGAAACAUUGAUAAACUUAAAUAUACACUGUUCUAAUUUUGUAUUUUUUAAUUUUUGAAUUUGACAUAGAGUUUAAUUCAGCAACAACAAAAAAUACAUAUAAAACUAGAAAGGGACAUUUUUUUCCUUUCUUUUCAUAAUGAAGCAGAUCAACUUAAAGGAUAAUAAAAUUUCCAAAGAAAAGAUAUUCUAAUGUACUCUCAAUAAUUCUACAGAAAUAAAACUGUAAAGUGCAAUGUGAAAUCAAAGAUUAUAGUCAUUGCAUAAUUUGGCUUUGAGACUAUGAAAUGUCUUUUUUUCUUUUUGGUAUUUUACAUUAUUCACAUUUUAGAAUAACAGGAACACCAAGAAUUACCCCUAAAACAGAGACCCUGUAUUUAAUCUACUUUGAUCAGAGAAGUAGAAUUUAUAACAAGUUACCUAAAAUUGGGAGCAUGCCUUAAAACUUAAAGAUUGUAUGCAUAUAUGUGUAUAUGUUAUAAACGUGAAAUAUAUUUGACACACACAUUCACAUAUAAAUUGUUAAAAACUGAAGGCAGAAUGGAAUAAUAUACGUAAUAGAGAAAAACGAUAAAUUUAAUGAACUUGUUUUAUAUUUGCAUAUCAAGAGUCAAGUAUGAUGUUUCUUUAAGUUGACUUUUUUUACUUCAUUAUUUUUAGGAAUAAAUGUAAGAUUUUACAAAUCUUUUAUUUCCCCACAAGAUCUGAAGUUUGGUAUUUUUGCAUUAUGACAGUUAUUGAGACUAGGAUUUUAAGCUAGGAUAUGAUUAUAUUUCCUAUAUAACUAAAAAUUUUGUUUCAUAAAUUUUAAAGUAAUUAUUUUUGACUAUGAACAUUAGUCCAAAUUUAAUAUUUGACACAGUUCAUACCAGCUUGCUACAAUAAUGAUAAUUUAUUAGUAUUUCUGUUAUUUAAAGAAUAAAAACAUGCUUAUAAAAGACUUUUAAUGAACUGUUGCCUUUUUAAAAUAAUUAUACUUGCACAUGAAAAUAAAAUAUAAAGUCAACAAUAGUCCUUGUAGCCCAAUGGGAAUUGAUUCUGUUUAUUGUCUGUACCAUUUUGCUACCAGUUACAUUGAACUGCUUUAAAAUAAAUAAUAAAAUUAUUUCUAAUGAUGAAAA
This is a messenger RNA of Pongo pygmaeus (Bornean orangutan), 6358 nucleotides long. RefSeq names its product potassium sodium-activated channel subfamily T member 2 (gene KCNT2). The record is from RefSeq and is a predicted model, not a curated record. Lineage: Eukaryota; Metazoa; Chordata; Mammalia; Primates; Hominidae. The transcript has 27 exons. Bases 577 to 3912 code for a protein of 1111 amino acids. Gene Ontology annotation, biological process: potassium ion transmembrane transport. Gene Ontology annotation, molecular function: intracellular sodium-activated potassium channel activity; outward rectifier potassium channel activity. Gene Ontology annotation, cellular component: plasma membrane.